AUGCCUCCUCAAACCUUCUUCCUCGUCUCCUUGCCCACCUCGAUAUCACCCUCCGGCGAGCGAGACGAGGCCUUGACAGCACUGCGGUCUGCGGUCACUGGCGACCAUGGCACGACAUAUCCCUUCAACAUCCCGGAGUUCAAAGUUGGCACGCUGGAUGCGUUAGUACAGCAAGCAGACGACCUGGUCAAGCUGGAGCAGGGCUGCAGAGGCGUGGUCGACAAGAUCGCAGAUUCGCUGCGGAGUCUACUCGAGGGCGACGAGGAGAAACUGCAGGAGCAGAAGGUGGUGAAUGACAGACCCGUAGAAAAUUACCUCCAAUCCUUCCAAUGGAACAAGGUCAAAUAUCGCGCCGACAAACCCCUCUCGGAGCUCAUCGACAUGCUAUCUAAAGACCUCUCCGCCGUCGACAACGACGUCAAGCAAAAGUUCAACCAGUACAACACCACCAAGACCAACCUCGCCUCGCUCCAACGCAGCCAAACCGGAAACCUCUCGCAGAAAUCGCUCGCCACGAUCGUCAACCCUGAAGCGCUGCUCAAGCCCGAUCAGUCAGAGUACCUACAACAACACCUCAUUGCCGUGCCGACAGCACUGGGGAAGGACUUCUUGAAGAGCUAUGAGCAGAUAAGUCCCAUGGUCGUGCCACGGAGCGCACAACUCCUCGCGAAAGAUGAGGAGUUUUUGCUGUACGUGGUGACGGUGUUCAAGAAGCAUAGCGCGGAGUUUGUGCACAAGUGUCGAGAACACCGGUGGACACCGCGGGAGAUGAAGUUCUCGGAUGGUGGGAGAGAGGGGGAGGAGAAGGAGCUACAGAAGCUAGAGAAGGAGGAGAGGAAGGUGUGGGGCGAGGCGCUGAGGUUGGGGAGGACGGGGUAUAGCGAUGCGAUGAUGGGGUGGAUACAUGUGUUGACGUUGAGGGUGUUUGUGGAGACAGUCUUGCGGUAUGGGCUGCCGUUGAGCUUUGUGUGUGGGAUAAUCAAGACCGAUCCAAAGCGGGCGAAGAAGGCCAAAGGCUCCCUGGACGCUCGAUUCUCAGACAUCGGCGGCAACGCCAUGAUGAGAGACAAGAAAGGUCGGCCCGUCAAGGACGACUCGAGCAUGCAGCAAGACAUGGCCAGCGCGGGUUUCGGCAUGGAUCAAGGGUAUGAGCCCUAUGUGUUCUAUGAGUUUGAGCUUGUAUAG
Messenger RNA from Saxophila tyrrhenica, 1185 nucleotides. It is a transcript of the gene VMA5, whose product is annotated as Vacuolar ATP synthase subunit C. The record is from RefSeq and is a predicted model, not a curated record. Lineage: Eukaryota; Fungi; Ascomycota; Dothideomycetes; Mycosphaerellales; Extremaceae. Gene Ontology annotation, molecular function: proton-transporting ATPase activity, rotational mechanism. Gene Ontology annotation, cellular component: vacuolar proton-transporting V-type ATPase, V1 domain. The coding region runs from base 1 to 1185 and encodes 394 amino acids. Gene Ontology annotation, biological process: proton transmembrane transport. The transcript has 3 exons.